Molecule: messenger RNA, 885 nt
Organism: Rhagoletis zephyria (snowberry fruit fly)
Lineage: Eukaryota; Metazoa; Arthropoda; Insecta; Diptera; Tephritidae
Product: putative nuclease HARBI1
Source: RefSeq, a predicted model, not a curated record
AAGUAUUUUUAAAUUUUAAAUGCUUUUGUAAAUUUUAAAGGUUCUAACUGCCUUGCCAUUCUUCGCAACUGCCUGUUAUCAACGUCCCGUCGGAGAGCAAUGGGGGAUAUCCAUGAACCAGUCGUCCGUAAGUCGCUGUAUACAUCGCGUAACGGAUGCAAUAAACCGCACCAUGUUUUUGAAAAAGGUUAGGUUUCCAAUGACCCAAAUAGAGCGGCAAGCUGCAAAAGAAAUUUUCGCCUCAGCAUCCUCCCCAUUUGUAGGAGGUACUAUUGGGGCUAUCGAUUGCACUCACGUGUCAAUCAUGAGCCCAAAAAAUCAUGAAGCGUAUGUCAACCAAUGUGCAAAUGAUAUGUGAUCCAAAUCUAAAGAUUUUGGCUGUCAAUGCUAAAUACCCAGGGGCGCGACACGAUUCAUUUAUUUGGAGCUCCUCUGCAGUCCGGAGAGUUAUGCAGCGAAAUUUUGAAAAUGGAAACCAUAACAUGUUUUUAAUUGGUGACUCAGGAUAUCCUUUGGAGCCGUGGUUGAUGACUCCUCUACCGAACCAACCAGAAGGGAGUCCUAAAUUCCGCUACAAUUAGGCAUUGCGCAAAGCUCUAAACCCAGUAGAGAGACUUUUUGGCGUUCUCAAAGGAACUUUGGGAUGCUUAUCUCAGCAAAGGACUCUUUUGUAUGAUCCUGGAUUUACUGGAAAAGUAGUAAAUGCAUGCACAGUGUUGCAUAACUUGCGAUUGGGUGACUAAACAUACUAUCCCGAGACUGAGUUCCUACAGCCAAGGACAAAUAUCAGUAAUGUAAAUCAAGACGCGCCGUCUUCAACGGCCAAACGCGGCCAAAACCGGCUAAUUGAAAAUUAUUUUACAUGAAAAAAAACGUUGAUAAAUA